AUGAAGUCUUCAGGAGCUCACGGUAAUGUUAUGGGCGAUGCCGGUGUAUUAAAGAAUGAGGAUGAAAGUAAAUAUUUGGAUCAGGUUAGAUACAUUUUAAAGAAUGGCGAAAGAAUUGAUGACCGAACAGGUGUGGGGACGAUUUCAGUGUUUGGAAUGCAUUCCGUUUAUUCGCUUCGAAAUGGUGUUGUUCCGGUAUUGACAACCAAACGAGUCUACUGGAAAGGCGUUGUUGAAGAACUGCUAUGGUUCAUUCGAGGCGAUACAAAUGCAAAGCAUUUAUCUGAGAAAGGUGUCAGGAUUUGGGAUGCCAAUGGAUCUCGGCAGUUUCUUGAUCAGUGUGGUUUCAGUGAUCGAUCUGAAGGAGAUCUGGGACCUAUUUAUGGCUUUCAGUGGCGACACUGUGGUGCUGAGUAUCGAGGCAUGGAUACUGACUAUACCAACCAAGGUAUAGACCAAUUAUCUGAAAUCAUUGAUUUGAUAAAAAAUGAACCGCAUAGUCGUCGUAUAAUACUCAGUGCAUGGAAUGUUAAAGAUUUAAAACUAAUGGCUUUGCCACCUUGUCAUACGCUCGCUCAAUUCGCGGUGCGUAAUGGUGAACUUUCGUGUCAGUUAUAUCAACGUUCCGGCGACAUGGGUUUGGGAGUACCUUUUAAUUUAGCCAGCUAUGGACUUCUGACGCAUAUGAUAGCGCAUGUUUGUGGUCUUAAGACUGGUCACUUAUGUCAUGUUUUGGGAGAUGCUCAUGUGUAUAUGAAUCAUGUCGACGCACUGCAGGAACAGCUCAAACGUCAACCACGACAGUUUCCUACUGUUCGCUUCAUUGGAAACAUUAAAACAAUAGAUGACUUCACUUACGAGUCAAUUGUUCUUGAAAAUUACCAACCGAUGCCAGCAAUCAAAAUGGCAAUGGCUGUAUGA
Brugia malayi is the source of this 921-nucleotide messenger RNA. RefSeq lists its product as uncharacterized. Gene Ontology annotation, cellular component: mitochondrion; cytosol. Lineage: Eukaryota; Metazoa; Nematoda; Chromadorea; Rhabditida; Onchocercidae. The record is from RefSeq and is a predicted model, not a curated record. Gene Ontology annotation, biological process: dTMP biosynthetic process. Gene Ontology annotation, molecular function: thymidylate synthase activity. The coding region runs from base 1 to 921 and encodes 306 amino acids. The transcript has 7 exons.